This is a messenger RNA of Manihot esculenta (cassava), 1165 nucleotides long. Its product is annotated as probable pectinesterase 66. The record is from RefSeq and is a predicted model, not a curated record. Gene Ontology annotation, biological process: cell wall modification. NCBI's taxonomy places the organism in Eukaryota, Viridiplantae, Streptophyta, Magnoliopsida, Malpighiales, Euphorbiaceae. Bases 106 to 1131 code for a protein of 341 amino acids. The transcript has 5 exons. Gene Ontology annotation, molecular function: pectinesterase activity.
UAUAUCAAUAUCUUCAUGGAGAUGGUAGAUGGCGAUAUGUGUAUAUAUAGAGAUUGGAUCCUUGGAAUUCAUUUGUCAUAGAAAGGCCAAAGCUUUUCCUGGAAAAUGCAGCGUCUUAGUUCAUCAUUGCUGGCUUGUAUGUUACUGUUACUGGCAAGUGUAUGUAAGGCCAAUGAAGUAGCAAAUACUAUUUUUGUUGAUAAAUCAGGCAAGGGAAACUUCACUGCAAUUCAAAAAGCCAUUGAUUCCAUUCCACAAAAUAAUACUGAAUGGAUACGUAUCCAAAUUUCUGCCGACAAAUACAGGUAUGAAAAAGUUGUAAUUCCAGCAAACAAGCCGUUCAUUUUUCUGGAAGGAGCUGGCAGAAAUAAUACAAGUAUUGAAUAUGGCGACGAUCAAGACUUACCAACUAGUGCCACCUUCAUUUCGUAUGCUGAUAAUAUUAAAGCUGAAGGCAUUACAAUCAAGUCGUGGGCUAUUGUUAUAUUUCUACAGAACACGUAUAAUUUACAAAAUGGAGGACAAAAUAUAACCAUGAAACGAGCUACUGCAAUUAGAAUACAAGGUGAUAAAUCUGCUUUCUACGACUGUGCCUUUGUUGGGAUACAAGAUACGUUCUUUGAUGAUAAAGGCAGCCACUACUUCAAGAACUGCUAUAUUGAAGGGGCUAUAGAUUUCAUUUAUGGAUCUGCUCAAUCUAUCUAUGAGGAAUGCGUAAUAUCGCUUAAUGUAGGGAAAUAUGACCCAGGGUUACCCAGCAGUAUAACAGCUCAGAAGAAGGCAGAGCCCGAAGAUCCCAGUGGCUUCGUGUUCAAAAACUGUGAAAUAACAGGGACUGGUAAAGCUCAUCUUGGAAGAGCUUGGGGACCAUAUUCUACUGUCAUUAUUUAUAACUCAACCAUUUCAGACAUCAUACUCCCUCAAGGUUGGAAUGCUUGGCACUUUGUAGGACACGAAGAGAAUUUUACAUACGUGGAGGCCAAUAAUACGGGAGCAGGAGCUGAUACUUCCCGUCGAGUGCCUUGGUUAAAGAAAUUUGAUGCUUCAGAACUCAGCAAAUUUGUUGACUUGUCGUAUAUUGAUAGGGAUGGUUGGAUUGAGAAGCUGCCCACUACAUCCCUAAUUACUUAAACUUCUUAUGUUGGCAUAUAUGCAAUUUGCCUAA